Messenger RNA from Daphnia pulicaria, 5190 nucleotides. RefSeq lists its product as uncharacterized. The record is from RefSeq and is a predicted model, not a curated record. Gene Ontology annotation, molecular function: zinc ion binding; nucleic acid binding. Lineage: Eukaryota; Metazoa; Arthropoda; Branchiopoda; Diplostraca; Daphniidae. The transcript is spliced from 2 exons. Bases 1 to 5190 code for a protein of 1729 amino acids.
AUGGAAGUUUAUGGCAAAAUCGACAGAUAUAUCCGCACGCCGCGGUCCUCCAUACACUCAUCGGUCGGCGACGAAGCAGCGUUUAACAACACGUUAACAAAACAACCCGAAAAUCCAGACUCGGUAGUUGGUUCAUCAGUUUCAAAAUCGAAAGCGUCACAACGUUCCGACUCCGCCGCCAUCAUAAGCGAGAUGCAGCAACGUCUAAAUCAAGAAGCGGAGUUAAGAAGGAGCGUCGAAGAUCAACUUUCAAAAGCGACGAUAACUUUGACGCAGAUGACCCUCGAUUCCGUGAGAAUUUCCAGCGAAAUCGAACGCAACGCUGAGCUACAACGAAAAUUCCAGCAGCAAGCUGAUCAGAUGGCGAAAGAAAAAAGAGACAGCGACGAGGCCGAACUUCAAUAUCGAACUCUGGUUGAAAAAGAUAAACGAGAGACGAACGAAAAACACGAAAGGGCUAUGGAAGCCGUCGACACCCGAAUCAAACAGCUAGAAGAGCUGUCACGGCAGAAAAAAGAAGUUGAACGUUCCGAAAAAGCUGAGGCCCCGGGACAGGGAGCCAUCCAGAAAAAGCGUGUAGACUUCAGCGGCCACAACACGGAAGUUACAGCUGAAGGGACCAAGGAAACGGACGACAAUGGCAACAGAGAAUAUUUGAUUCGACGACCAACACCAAAUUUUUCUCGCGACAAACCGGAAGCUGCCAAUCCAAGUUCCAAUCCUGGCAUUUUCAACAGCAGCACCUUUGACGAUUUGAAUUUAGACGGCGAUCAAGAUCCGUCAUUCAACCGCUACGUUCCGCCUUCCUUUGGAGCGCAAAACUAUGGGACGUCAUUCUUCCAGCCCACCGCUCCGCUUUUAUUCGGAACGCAAAACCAUAGUGCGAGAUUCUUCCAGUCCACCGCUCCGCCUUCAUUUGGAGAAGCGAAUAAAAAACCGACAGAAAAAACCGAAAGUCGGAACAGCCCGACAGUCGACUCGUCAAAAUGGUCGUUCAACAACACGAAAAGCGGGCCGGCUGCUGGCAACACCCCGAACCGAAAAUCCGUAUUCCGAAUGCCGCGACUAGAUCUUGACCCGUUCGAUGGCGAUCCAAGAAAGUGGCCGACUUUCAUCGCCAAUUUUAGAGAUUUAGUCAACGACGAUCAGGCGAUAUCAAGCACUCAAAAAAUGGCGCUUCUCCGAAGUUGUUUGAAAUCAAACAUUCAGCAGAGUCUGGGCGAUUGCCUAAACGAUCCAGCUUUGUAUGAAGCAGCGCUUGAAGAGCUCGAGUGUACAUAUGGCCAUCCUCAUCUCAUUUCAAGAACGUACAUUAGAAGCAUUCUUGAUCUUCCGAAAGUUCCGCAUUUUAACGACUAUCGAGCCCUCUUAGGAUUUUCUACGUCCCUGCGUGGCGCCGUGUCGUCGCUGAAAAAUGGCGGCUACGAAAAUGAGCUGAAUUCCGGCGGCCUACUAGAAAUAAUUCUCGACAAGCUCCCUGCUGACAUUCAAAGCAAGUGGGGGAAGAAGAUAGUAAAAGUACACCCGCAAUUCCUGACUCUGCAAGAUUUUGUACCGUGGCUGCACACCAUCGUGAAAGCCGAAAUGGUUGUGAAGCACGCCAAAGCGUCAAAUUCUCAACCGACAGAAGGAAAAGCUGGACGACAAGACCGAAAACCGGGCCGGCAAAUUCAAAGCAAAUUGAAUUCGCCCGUCUCACCAACGAUCCUCUCGAUAUCGACCGCAUCGAACUCGAAUCCGAAACCGAAGGUUCAGAACACCGUUCAAUUCAAGAACCUAAAAGAAUGUCUUGUUUGCAACGGCAAUCACAAGCUCCAAGACUGCAAGAAAUUCUCCGAUUUAUCCGUAAUCGCAAGGAGCGACCUCAUCAAGAAAAAUGGUUGCUGUCUUCGGUGCCUUGAAAAAGGUCAUUUAGGUCGCGACUGUAGCAGCAGCAAAAAGUGUGGUGUCGACGAGUGUCAACACAACCAUCAUAGUCUCCUACAUGGCGCGCCGCGAUUAUUUCCGAAGCCGUCCGUCAGUGCGACGACCGAAAGUCCAGCAACAGCAGUGUCGACAAAGCGAAACGACAGUGGAACCGGCGGGACCGCCGGAUCGACCCAUUGCUACACCUGCGCCAUCCGCGAGAAGGACAGAUCAUGGUCCGUGCUGUUGGCCGUCGUGCCAAUCACAAUCUGGAAUGGCAAGAAAAAUCUCGACACGUUUGGACUGUUGGACCCUGGCAGCGAAGCGUCUCUUAUCUUAGAUCAUGCGGCCGACAAAAUUGGAUUGACCGGACAGGCCCAAACGAUCCGUCUGAGAACCUUCCAUGGCCAAGAUCCAGAUAUUCCGACGCGCACCGUCAACUUCGACAUUUCUCCGAGAGACGAUCAAUCACGAUUCAAAACUAUGAAUGCAUUGACCGUCCCACAAUUGAAUUUUGCAAAGAAGAAAUGCCAUUGGCCCAGCGUCAAGAAAGAAUGGAAUCAUCUGGCUGAUUUAGAUUUGCCCACAUUCGACUCGGCCCUCGUCACCGUCAUUAUUGGGCGAGAUAUACGUGGAGCGCAUCGUAUUCUAGAAGAACGCUGCCACUCCGGAGACACCGGCCCAGAUGCCAUUCUAACGCCAUUUGGUUGGUGCGUAGCCGGCGCAGUGCCAUCACGAGUGUUCGAGGCCUCCGAAAGAAGACCCGGGAUUUAUCAAAUCCAUUUUCAGCCAUCCGACUUAGAGUUGAGACAAGAUAUCGCGAGGCUGUGGCAAACCGAAGCCUUCGGUGUCCAGAAACCAACUCAGCCGAUUCUCUCUCCCGAAAACCGGAAGGCGAUGGACAUCCUUGAAAAAUCUAUCCGCCACACCGGAGAGCGACAAGAAGUCGCAUUAAUGUGGAAGGAAGAAACCGCAGUGCUGCCAAACAACUAUUCGUCGGCGGUGCAGCAGCUGCAACAUUUGUCCAAGCGCUUCAAACGAGACCCAGCGUACGGCGAAAAAUAUAACAAGGUCAUUCAAGAAUACUUGUCGCUCGGCCACGCUAUUCCUGUCGAUCCGUCUGACACAGGUACGCCCGGUCGCUUGUUUUAUUUGCCACAUCAUGGUGUCACGUCCGUGAAUAAGCCGGACAAAGUCCGCGUCGUUUUCAACUGCUCGGCUCGGCAUAAUGGAAUCAGCCUCAACGACAUGCUCUACCAAGGCCCGGAUUUAUUAACCAGCCAAGUCGCAGUCCUCCUCCGCUUCCGUCAAUUCCCGGUACCGAUUGCCGGAGACAUUGAAAAAAUGUACCAUCAGGUGCAAGUUCCAGCAAGCGAUCAAUCCGCUCUUCGUUUCCUGUAUCAGGCGCCUGGGAGUAACGAACCAAUCAAAGUGUUCCAAAUGACACGACAUGUUUUCGGUGCCGUUUCAUCACCAACGACGUGCAUUUUCGCUUUGAGAAAAACCGCCGAAGAUAAUCGACAUCUUUAUCCGAAAGUUGCCGAUCUCGUGCUGUCGAACACGUAUGUCGACAAUCUACUCUACUCCGCCGAAAACGAAGAAGAAGCCAUUCGCGACGCCAAGGACUUCAAGGCCCUAUGCCUAACCGGUGGAUUUAACGUUGUACAGUGGAUGUCGUCAUCCCGCCGUGUUCUCUCGACAGUCGCUCCGUCCGAGCUCUCUCGUCCUCAUCUCGACUUUAAUUCUGAGUUGCUCCCGGUCGAAAGAGCGCUCGGCAUCCUGUUGGAUUGGGAGACCGAUCAAUUCAUGUAUCGAGUCGAACUGAAACCGGCAUCGACCAUGCGUGAAGUGCUGCAAGGUUUAUCGAAGGUCCACGACCCUCUUGGCCUCAUUGCCCCCGCCAUUUUGCCAGCCCGAAUCUUAAUGCAAGAUAUAUGGCACAGCCGGUGCGGAUGGGACGACGUGCUGGACCAAGAAUUCCAAAAAAUCUGGGCAAAUUGGACCAUCGAGCUAAAACUUCUAGAAAAACUCCGCAUUCCGCGUUGCAUCCGCCGCGUGUCCCAACCCGUUCAUCUGGAACUUCAUGCGUUUUGUGAUGCCAGCGAGAAUGGUUUUGGCGCGUGUGUUUAUCUCCGAUGUUCAUAUUCGGACGACGACGUUAGUGUCGCCUUAGUGCUUGGCAAGGCACGAGUGGCACCGUUGAAACAGUUAUCGAUCCCGCGUCUCGAACUCCAAGGAGCUGUGUUGGCCGCUCGACUCGUCAGCACAGUCCGACACGAAAUGAAUCUGAUGGACGUCCCAAAAAUAUAUUGGACCGACUCGCAAACAGUCCUUCAGUGGAUUCAUUCGACGUCCCACCGCUACCACGCUUUUGUAGCUCACCGAAUAACCGAAAUCGUCGACCAGUCAGUGGCAAAAGAGUGGCGACAUAUUCCGGGCGAGCUCAAUCCAGCAGACGACGCUUCGCGUGGCAUUCCAGCGUCAUCUUUAAACCCGAAACACCGUUGGUUUUGUGGGCCAUCAUUUCUCCGGAUGCCCCGCGAAAACUGGCCAGCGCCCGAACAAAUAUCUGAGCCCAGCUCGGACGAUCCAGAAGUUGCCCCGUCACGCUGGAUGGGAGCGAUUUCGAGCGAACCCAUCCACCCGCUAAUCCGCAUUGCCGAACGUGUGUCAACUAUGGACAAAUUCAAAUCAUCCGUCGGCUGGCUACGGCGCUUUGCGCGAAAUUAUUCGUCAAAGGUAAAGCUCCAAUCAACGCCCAGCUUUUUAUCCGUCCCCGAGCUCCGCACGGCAAUGACGUUCGCCUUCCGCAUCGAUCAACAACAUUAUUUCGCCCGUGAGUUGGAAUUUCUCCGCAAAAGGCGCCCAUUGCCCGUCGAUUCAAAGCUGGUACAUCAUACCCCCUUUCUCGACGUCAAUUCCGUCAUGAGAGUCGGUGGCCGUCUAGAUAGAAGCGCAUUCAACGAAGAUAUGAAGCAUCCUAUCAUCCUCCAUCACGAAAGUAAAUUGGCCCGAUUGGUUAUUCGUGAGCGACACAUUUAUCUCGAACAUUCGCGACCUGAUCGCACGCUCCACGAUGUCCGAUCGCGCCCCGCCAAUUAUGGCUCCUCUUCCGUCUUAUCGUCUCCGCCCGUUCACUCGCCCAUUUUCCGGAACGGGAAUAGACUACUUUGGACCGAUGACCAUCACCAUGCUCCGACGAUCGUUGAAAAGAUGGGGCGUGAUGUUCACCUGUUUAACGACCAGAGCCGUCCACAUCGAACUCGCCGAAACGCUGUCGACUGA